CGCUUAGUUGAGCGUCGAGAGCAAAAUGCCGUUAAGGAGGUUAUGGAUGCGGUGCAUGGUCAUAAGCCAUGUAUACUAUACACCAAGACGUUGCCUUCAGAGGGAAGUGAUAUGGUAUUUAAAAUGUUUUCUUGGAGUAAUCCGCUACAUCCGGAUAUCUUUCCAGGCGUAAGAAGAAUGGAAGCCGAAGUUGUUAGAAUGGUUUGUAAUAUGUUUCAUGGUGGUGACGAGAGCGCUGGAACGGUAACCAUAUAUAACAUCAACAUCCUACAUAAUUCUGCGCCUUAUGUCUGUUAA
Protopolystoma xenopodis is the source of this 297-nucleotide messenger RNA. The record is from the annotation of a GenBank genome assembly. NCBI's taxonomy places the organism in Eukaryota, Metazoa, Platyhelminthes, Monogenea, Polystomatidea, Polystomatidae.